This is a messenger RNA of Drosophila pseudoobscura, 809 nucleotides long. Its product is annotated as ubiquitin-conjugating enzyme E2-22 kDa-like. Gene Ontology annotation, biological process: protein polyubiquitination; proteasome-mediated ubiquitin-dependent protein catabolic process. The coding region runs from base 192 to 800 and encodes 202 amino acids. Gene Ontology annotation, molecular function: ubiquitin conjugating enzyme activity. NCBI's taxonomy places the organism in Eukaryota, Metazoa, Arthropoda, Insecta, Diptera, Drosophilidae. The transcript is spliced from 3 exons. Gene Ontology annotation, cellular component: nucleus. The record is from RefSeq and is a predicted model, not a curated record.
CGGGUAGAACUUAGAGCACAUCAUGCCCGCCUCCUUGUGCAUUCAAUUUAACACCAAAUCGACAACAAAAGAAUAAAACGUCAGUUGUGAAACAGUACAGAAAGUCAGUCACACAAUUGUCGUCGGACAAAAAUAUAAACAAAUACAAAAUCCUAGAAACUGCGCUGGGAACACAUAGAUCUACAUACAUCAUGCCGAAUAGAGCUGAAACUCGCGUCAGGAAAGAGUUCGAGCAAUUUAUUGGCUUCGAGGAGAUCGGCGGCCAGUGCUCGAUAAAAAUCGAAGUCGUCAACGGGCAGUGGUCAUGGCUGCGGGGCGAGAUAACCGGGCCCGCCGACACGCCCUACGAGGGCGGGAAUUUUGUACUGGACAUUAAAGUGCCGAAUACAUUUCCGUUCAAUCCGCCGAAGGUGCGCUUCCUCACGCGCGUCUGGCACCCGAACGUCUCUUCGGAGACUGGCGCCUUCAGCGAGCGCUUACUCAACGACAGCUGGGGGGUGGCGACCUCGCUGCGCGCCUUUCUGCUGUCCUUGCAGGUGUGGCUGUCCGCUGCCGAGCCGGAUUACAUAGAGGACAGGGAGGUGGGGCUCCAGUUCAAGGAACACCAGGAUGUGUUUCAGCUUACCGCCAAGCACUGGACCAAUGCAUACGCAGGCGGCUCCCACACCGUUCCCGGCUGUGACGCGAAGAUCCAAGACCUCAGGGAGCUGAACACGAGCAUCGACGAGCAUUGCGCGCGCCUGAUCCUCUCUAAGGAGAACUGGGACUUGGAGAAGGCCGCCGAUAGCAUGUUCGGCUAACACUUCAGU